Saprolegnia parasitica CBS 223.65 is the source of this 8103-nucleotide messenger RNA. RefSeq lists its product as hypothetical. Gene Ontology annotation, biological process: calcium ion transmembrane transport. Gene Ontology annotation, cellular component: membrane; endoplasmic reticulum. The transcript is spliced from 27 exons. Lineage: Eukaryota; Oomycota; Saprolegniomycetes; Saprolegniales; Saprolegniaceae. Bases 1 to 8103 code for a protein of 2700 amino acids. Gene Ontology annotation, molecular function: inositol 1,4,5 trisphosphate binding; inositol 1,4,5-trisphosphate-gated calcium channel activity. The record is from RefSeq and is a predicted model, not a curated record.
AUGCUCCGGAAGCGCGAGCCGCGGGUCCUGUACGAAGGUGACAUUGUGUACCUCCAUUUCCAAGGCGACGGCUACGCGCACUCGGAUGGCUUUGUGGACGAGCGUCUCGGCUGUCUCCGUGCCGACCAAUCGCACGCUGCCACGUUUGAAGGGUGUCUCUUUCGCGUCGUGCCCAAGCUGACGUACGAAGCCGCCAAAGCGCUGCACAAGAUCAAGGACGAGGCGCUCGAUAAGGUUGAGAUCUUGAAGCAGCAGGCGGCCGCCGAGGCUGAGGCCAACGCCGCCGCGAUCCGCCACCUCGAAAGCGACGGCCAAGGCGUCGUGUACGGCCAGAUCAUCCAGCUGCAGCACGUGCUUUCGGGCAAAUUCCUGACGUCCAAAGCCAAGACGCUCGCCGAUGUCGACAAGACGAGCAUGAAGGUCACGCUGCAGGCCGAUGGGUCCACGAAAGCCCACUUUACGCUUCUGCCACGGUACAAGACGCGGUCAAUUGGCAGCAACGUCAUCUUUCACGACUCGGUGUGCUUGGCCCGCGCCAAGUACACGAGUCACGUGUUGCAUCUGAGCGCAGCGCCGUACCCGCGCGACGCGCUCGGCCGAAAAGAGAUCAAUAUGAACUACAAAGAGUCGAUCUUGCAGCUGCAAAAGUACACCGAGUGCACCCCGCCAUCGUCGCGCAGUCUUCAGAUUGGCAAGCUCUACCGACUUUUCCACCUCGAAGGACAGGCGUAUGUGACGUUGUCGGCCAACCCCCAUGCCACGAAAGCGCCGUACCUUCGUCAAAUCGUGCCCGACUCGAACUAUACCGCGCCAUCGAACUUGACGCGCAAGUCGCUCUUCGUGCUCGAGCGCCUCGACCCGAAAGAAGGUGGCGUCGUUGCCGAUUUUGACGACGUGUACCGGUUCCGCCACCUCGCCACAGGGCAAUAUCUCGCACUCUCUGAGGACUGCCGUCACCACGAAGUGCCUCUGGUCGGUGCGAGCGCCGACGAAGGCCGCGCCAACUUUGCUUGCACACCGCACCUCAGCGAGGGCGGGCCCCAUCGGCUGCACAACCCGAACCGCGCCAAAGCCAACCACGCACUCAAGCACAAGGCGAGCUACCAUUUCGUCGCGUCCACGCGGCUCCUCGACGAAGACUGUUUUCGGCUCGUCGAAGCGUCGGCCACCGAGACGUACGAGGCGUACUACCUCUCGAGCGUCGUGCAGCACUUACGUCGGUACCGCGACGAUGUGCAGCUGGCGCUUCAGAAGCGUGCACCAGUGACGCACAUGUAUUUGAGCAACACGCUGAUUGCGCUCCGGAGCUUGAUGACGUUUUUGCAAGACGGGGGCAGUGCCGAGGACGCGGACGGCCGCCCGAUUUUCCAUCGGCAAGAGCAAGUGCGGGAGGCCAAGGUCCUCGACACCCUCUACGAAAUGCUUCGCGUUGUCAAGACCAACCGCAUUGCGAGCCACGACCUCGCGACGGACCCGAUGCUGAAAGUCGUCCUCCGCGUGCACCGACUCGUCAACAAAGUGCUCGUCUCUGCGCUGCAUGGGAACUUGGUCAACAAAACUACUGAGGCGACGCCGGCCACGUACAUGGGCGAGACGCUCGGCCACAUUGGGUCCGAGACCGGCUCCAAGUCGGUGUACCGAUGUCUCUUUCUCAACAACAAGCAGCUCCUCGAGCACUCGGUGGAUCUCUCGCUCGUCACGUCGAGUUGUCGCAACAUUCAAGCCAAAGGGGUCAAGGCCUUUGGGAUAUUGCAUUUUUUGUCGACCAUUUGCGCGUGCGACAAUGUGAAUCUACCUCAAAACCAAGAGCUGAUUGUGCGCGCGCUCUACAGUCUCACGCUGCAGCCCGAGUUGCAAACGACACGCUACAGCAUUCUGAUUGAAGCGGCCGCGUGCCCCAACCCCGUCCGGCCCGUCUCGCCUGCCGUAAAGGACUUUGUCGUGAGCGCACCGAGCGGCGCGAGUAGCUUCGCGCACAACGGACACCCCGUCGGCUACGAAAUGCUCAGCAAAGGCUACGUCAACAUCGUUGUGAGCUGGAAGGCCGCGCUGAACUGGGACUUAAACGCGAGCAGUGGGCUCUUCUUCACGCCCGCCGAGCUCCACUUGACGCCGGUCGUCGACGCCGCCGUGAGCAACGACCUCGCGCAGUACGACCAGCUCGUGAACGCCAGUCAUCGCGAAUGGAUUCUCCUCGAGCACGUGGUGUGGACGCUCCAGCCCGACGACAUGUUCCCACUCCUUUUCAACGGAAAAGUGUGGGCGACCGAGUGGGCUGAGAUCCAAAAGGACCACGAGCGACUCGAAGGCUUCGAGCGCCUCAGAACGCUGGCCAACUACUACAACCUGCAGCUCAUGUUAUUCGCGGAGCUCUUGCGUGGCCACUGCGCGACGUCCCUCGAGAUCUUAUCGGCGCAGUUCAGCUACAACAUGCUGCUCAGCGCCGUGGCCAACCCGGGCUUGCCGCACACGAUCCGCACAUCGUUCAGCACGAUGCUGCAUCUGUGUUGGCUGCGCCGGUUCCCACACGAGCCGCUGCUGCUGCCCCGCUUUGUCUAUGGCUUUGAUGACAUUCCCAAGCUCGACCGUCAAGCGUCGCUGCUCCUCGCGCACUUUGAGCUGCAACCCGGCCAUCCCGCGCUGGCAUCAGACGACGCCUUCAUUGCGUAUCCGUACGCAGACAAGUUUGCCUUCGUGCAAGGUGUCGUGCAUGAGUCCAUGAUGCUCAUGGCCAAAGACAAGCUCGUGCUGAGCUUGGUCGACGCCAACGUGUUUUUGAGUGCGCAGCUCGUCAUCGUCGAUUGGCUCGUUCGCUGCGGGUUUUACCCCGAUAUGGAGGCCAUCGAGCGACUUUUGACGCCGCUGCUCCUGCUACUCGACGGGCGCAACACCGUCUACAGUCCGUCGGCGCUUGCCCUCGUCAACAGCUCGCAGGCAACGCUCGACGAUACGAUGCGCUACACCCGCAACAAGCUCAACGAUGCAUUGACCAAGUGCAAAAUGCAAAUCUGCGACAUUUUGCAGACCAUAAACGUGGUGUGGCGCAACUACGAAGUGCUCGCGCUGCUCUCGCACUUCAAGUACGUUGGGUUUCAAGAUACGGCGACCGCCGCCGCCAACGACAUCGAAGACGACGAGGACCUCGACACCUCGCCACGCCGCGUAAAAAAAAAGCCCGGAAAACGCCAGAAGGACGAGUCCACGCGGCUCCUCGCGCCACCCAAGAAGCACAAUACGUUCUUGCAGCUCUUCGCGAAAGGCAGUCUUGACAUGCGGUCGAUUGCGAAGCUGCCAUUGGCGACUAUCUGCAUGGACUUGAUGAUGUACGAAGACGACACGCUCGUCCAUGCGGCGCUCGCCCUCAUGCUACAGCUGCACACGCGCCAGGACCAAGUGCUCUCGUACCUUAAGCAAUGCAUCCUCGUGCGGCCGUCGGUGGCGACGGCGCGGAUUGCAUCCAGCACGAUUUCAAGUGCUCAAGUGCUCAAGGAAAUGGAGUACAUGGGCCCGUUGCUGCGACAUUACAUGACGUCGUUCGCGUCACCGUCGCUCUGCGAUCAAAUGGUGGACGUCAACAAGGUGCCGCUGGGCUAUGCGGGCGUCGCCCACCUCUUGAUGGAGAUUCUGCGCAAACUGCAAGAAUUUUGCGUCGACAAGCUCAGCGGGUCCGAGGUGCGCGAGCCAAAUCUAGAAAAGCAGACCAUUUUGCUUCAGCUUCACACGCAUCUGGACGUGAUGCAGCUGCUUCGCAUGCCGACGACGUUCAUCGAGCCGCGCUACAAAGCCAAUUUGCUGGCGGUGAAAGCCGAGUGCUGUCUCUUCUUCCAGCGGCUCAUGGCCCGCAACCCGAUGGGCCAGCGCCUCGAGCUCCAAAACAUUGGCGACGUACUCAUUGCGAUCUUCGUCGACAACCGCGACUUGUGCUCGAGCAUUCCGGAAGAAGCGAUCUGGACCACGACGAAGCUCCUCAACGACCUCGUCGCGCAGCUCGUCGCCGGCGCUGAUGAUGGGUUUCGCACCAUUUGCACCAUCUUGAAUUUCUUUACGCACUACAUGAUCCCGGAUCAAGUGCCCAUGAAGUCCAACCAGGUCCAUCUCUUCUCGGUGCUGUCGCACCCACAGUUUGAGCACACGAUUCUGCCGUUCGGACGCGGCAUUGACUCGCACAUGGAGGUUGGGUCCGUCGAUCUCAUGACGACCGACGGGUACCUCUCGCUGCUCGACCUUGUGCGCAACCCAAACGCCGGUGCGCAACUGAUCUACUUUCAAAAGUCGCUCGAGCUCCUCGCCUGCGUGUGCCGCGGCAAGACAUACAAGACCGAAGUCGAGUGCCAGCAGCUGUACCCACUCAACUUUAUUUUGACGCUGCUUCUGGACGACGAAAUGCCGCUGCCGCUCAAAGUCGUCGCCGGCAAGUUCCUCGCCGAGGUGUUUUUGGACACGGACUUGGACGUGGACCCGAAAAUCGGCGUCCUUCCCGCCAUGUGGAGCGUCCUCUUGCACUGCUCGACGCAGAUCGCAUCCUACAACGCGUUCUUGUACAAGGACCACGCGCCAUCCGGUGGUGACUCUUCAGUCACGUUCGACGAGCUCUCGCGCUACGUCUUUGAGGGAAAUUUGAGCAUCGUCACGGCCUUCUUUAGCUGCGUCUAUAAUCCCAAGGCCGACGAUCUCGACGACAACACGGUGCACAUUGUCCAAGCGCUCAAGUCGGACAUUCGGUCGCUCAAGAAACGUGGCAAGCUUGACCCUGCCCAGCACGAGAUUUGCGACUAUUGUGCCAUCGCGCUCGGCUUACCGAUCGAGAAGAAGCCGGUGCUGCCGCCGCUGCGCUGCACGCCGGCCAAUACGUCAAUUCGACACCGCAAUGCGAUCGUGGGAACGCGCCCCAAUGCGACGCUCGUCGAAACCGUCGCGACUGCGAGCUCGUUCGACCAGUUCAAGUGGUCGCUCCUCGAGGCAUCCGACAUUGCCACAAGCGUCCACGCCGAGCUUCAAGAGCUCGUCGACGCCAUGGAAACCAUCGAAGCGAUGACCGACAAGUGUCGCCCGGACGCCGGCGCCGACCGCGCCAACACGAUCACCAAGCAGCUCUUGGCAUCGCGCAUUAUGAAGUUCAUCGCUGACAACCCUACCUCGAGCUGUGUCAUCCGUACGCUCGAGAUGCUCAUCCGGACGAUUUCGUCCAAAGCGCUGUCCGAGGACGCCAAGCUGCGGCUCCAACGUGCCGAGAUCGAAGAGGCCCAAGAAACGUACCAAAAUACACAGACGUUUAUGGCCACGUGCGGCGCGGCGCGGCUCGUCUUGACCUUGAUUGCCAAUGCGUACAACCCGGGCACGAUGCUCAAAGCUAUUGAAUUCGGCAUCAGCCUCGUCGGCGGUGGCAAUGCAGCCGUGCAAGCCAUGCUGUACGAGAGCAUGCAGGCCAGUGACGAGCGAUUCUUUGUGCAAAUCGACCGCAUUCUGCAAGCUGCGAUCGAAAAGGUCAAAGAGACACGGCGCACGAUCAAGUACAUAGCCGAGUCCCGCGUCGCCGUAUCGACGCCGUCCGCAGACGACAGCUCCACCGAGUGCAGCAGGGCCACGGACAACGUCUUGGCGUUCACACACUCGGACGCCAACGUGGUCAUCUCGGGCGACCUGCUUAUCCACUUUCUUUCAAUGCUGGCCGAAGGCCACAACCUCCAAAUGCAGCUCGUCAUGCUCGACCAAUCGCAUGUUGGCAACCUCGUGAGCGUCAAUUUGCUCCAAACGGUCACGUCGUACCUUGCGAUCCUUGUCAAGGACGAAGCGCAGCUUCAGCACAUGAGUGCGGACGACUGCCGGUCCCUUAACGCGUGCUGGCUUUUCUUGACCGAGUACAUGCAAGGCCCAUGCAGCGCGAUCCAAGAGUACCUCACGGGCUCCGUCAUGGUCGAGAUCUUCCGCAAGACACUUAAAGCACACAUCAAUGUGCUGGAUGCCUCCGACGACGCGAGCCGCGACCUUCCGACCGCCGACGCUGUCAAGAAGCUCAAAUCCAACGCCGUCAAGACGAUGGUGAGUCUCCUCGAAGGCCGCAGCGACGACCGAGUGGAGGCGCGUCUGCGAAGUACGUUGGAGCUCAAGGCCAUCAAGAACCGACUCCUCGAGCUCUACGAGCAAUACCAUGCGGAGAAGGACCAGCACAAGGGGGAGAUGGCGUGGCACCAAGAGUUUUUGGACGAAGGCGUCAACCUCUUUACGCUUGCCAUGUGCGUCUUUCGGCCGUCGGGGGAGGUCAAGGCCGACGACGACACGCUCGUGCCCGAGUCGACCAAGACGUCCAAGGCGCCACGCCGCGGCGACUAUGCCAGCGAGGCGGCGUUCAAGGCUGCCAAGGCCAACUGGCGGCACAAGUCGAUGUAUGCCAAGGCGUACAAGUUCUUUGACGACCUCCACUGCACGAUCGAAGUGUGGUGGGGUACGGACGAGCCGCGCCUCGAUACAGUGCAUUUUCCACUGCAUUCGCACUGCCGCAUGUUCGCGUUCCUCGGUCAUAAGAAGGAGCGUCUCCUCAACGACUUUGAUUACAAGUCGAACGAACGCCUGAAGCAAUUUGUGCAAGCUGCGCGUGGCCUCGACGAGGAGAUGCAGCACAUUGAGAUGCUCAGUCGCUUCCUCUUGUACAACCUCAUACGACCGUACAUCCCACUCUUCAAGACGCUCAGUUUUAUCCUGGCCAUCUUUAUGAACCUCAUCAUGCUGGUCGCCCUCAAGCACAACGACGAGAGCACGGACCGCCACUUUGAGCCGAAUGGGCUCCAGCAGCCGAUGCAAUACUUUGGCAUGCUCCAGAUCUUCCUCUCGACCGCCGUGUUUAUGCUCGUGAUUAGCGUCCCGCUGGUCUUUCGCGCGCGCCGCAAUGCGCAGAUCAAGAACUCGCUCGACUCGUACAACGCGAGCAAGAAGCAACGCAAGCUCGAGAGCCUCGAAUUUGACCUCGCCGAUCUGAAAGCAAUCCACCUCCAGAUCGACGAAGUCGGAAAGCAUCUGAAGAGCGGUCUCGUCGGGCUCACGUCCACGGCCAAAGGCUUCGUCGAGUCCGUCGUCCAGAUUUAUCACUCGUACCUUCCGCUGCUGCGCAUGAUCCUACUCGUCUUCCUCCUGCAACUGACGCUGCUGCAAGCCUUUCCCGAUUUUCCCACCGAAGUGCCCUUCAUCGUUCUCUUCUUGCCGUUCGUGCGUGACACGCGCAACUACCUCGAAACGAGCUGCUCGUGGUUUGGUCUGGUCUACACGCUUGUCUAUGACGUCAUCUUUGACAAGCACACGGCGUUCUACACCGUGUACCUCGCCACCGCGUGCUGUGCCACCUUGUACCACCCGAUCUUUUAUGGCUACCACUUGCUGGAUCUGGUCAUCAUGAGCCCGUCGCUCCAGAAUGUGGUGCGCGCCGUGACCAAACCCGGGCGGGCGCUCGCGCUCACGUGUCUCCUCGGCCUCUUUAUCGACCACGUUCCGUACUGCUCGACGAUGAUGGACUGCUUCCUCUUCUUCGUGCACCGGGGUCUCUUGAGCGGCGGUGGCAUUGGCGACUACCUCACCAACGGUCUCAACCACCCGCCCAACUACUUUAACCGGAGCAUGUACUGGGCGCGCGUCUUCUUCGACUUGAGCUUUUUUGUGCUCGUGAUUGUGCUCCUCCUCAACAUUGUGUUUGGUAUAACGAUCGACACGUUUGGCGAGCUUCGCACCGAAGCCAACGAGAAGGAGCGGCUCAUGAAGAACCAAUGCUUCAUUUGCGGCCUCUCGCGCGAUGUCUUUGACACUCAUUACACCGAACAAGGCACCUCGGACGGCUUUGCCAAGCACAUUGCGUCCGAGCACAACAUGUGGAACUACCUCUACUUUAUCGUGCACCUGCGCGCCAAAGACCUCACCGACUGCACGGGGCCCGAGGCCUAUGUCAAGACACUCCUCGAGAAGGACGACCACUCGUGGUUCCCUCAAGGCAUGGCGCAGUGCCUCACGCGAGCCAACGUGGCGUCCACGGAGCGCGACCUGAGCGACAUCAAGGGCCAGCUCAAGGCGCUGAGUGCGCAGAUGGACCACAUUGCGUCCGUGGCCACCGAAUGUGCUUAG